This is a messenger RNA of Coccinella septempunctata (seven-spotted ladybird), 1569 nucleotides long. RefSeq names its product pancreatic lipase-related protein 2-like. The coding region runs from base 116 to 1480 and encodes 454 amino acids. The record is from RefSeq and is a predicted model, not a curated record. NCBI's taxonomy places the organism in Eukaryota, Metazoa, Arthropoda, Insecta, Coleoptera, Coccinellidae. Gene Ontology annotation, biological process: lipid metabolic process. The transcript has 4 exons. Gene Ontology annotation, molecular function: lipase activity.
AAUAGAAAUGUAUUUAUACGUUUUAGCCCAGAUUCUAAUCGAUAGUCUAUUUAUUCGACUGGUUGCAUGAAAAUAUUCCACCUUACAUUUUUGUGCCGCAUACGUGAUUUUUGAAAUGCAGUUCUGUUAUUUUUUUGCGUUUUUCUUCAUUUCUAAUAUAAGUGGAAGACAACUGCCUGACCCUUUGCACGGAUUGGAAAAUCUGGCUGACAAAGUUCUGCUAGGUGCAGAUAACGUAGGUCAGGGUGUCCUAGAAACCCUGAAUCCAGUGGUCAAAGUCGUCGACAAUGUUGACAAGGCCGUACUAGGCGGUAUAGAUGGUACCCUCAACAAGGGAAUCUUCAAAGUGGAGAAUGGCGUAGUUCAGGGGCUUUCCGAAGUCAUAGGGGUGCCUGUGACACUCCAAGACGUAAACUUCUUCCUGGCAACCUCGAGGAACGUCCGUAAUCCAACUAAGGUCGAUUACGCUUAUCCUGCAGAUGUAGCGGCUACGAAAGCACAAAUUUUCUUCAUCACUCAUGGUUGGUCGGCUAGUAGAAAGGAUUCGUGGGUCGGUAAUUUGACGGAAGUUCUUCUGAUGAGAUACCCUCAAGCUCACGUGGUGCAGGUAGAUUGGUCCAAGCCAGCUGGUGAUGAAUAUCCCUUUGCGGCCUUCCACACAGAAAGCGUAGGGGAAAUCGUUGCCAACUUGACAAAAACACUCGUCCACGACCACAACGUACCACCGGAAAACAUAGUUCUGAUGGGCCAUUCCCUUGGCGGCCAAAUAUCUGGCUGGGCAGGCAAAAAAUUCAAGAAAUCUACGGGCAAAACGCUUCCCCUGAUUGUCGCCUUAGACCCCGCCGGACCCCUAUUCUGCCUUAGGCCUGAACAGAGGCGCCUUAACAGAUACGACGCUGAGAGGGUGAUGGUGAUCCACACGGACGGUGGCGUCCUGGGAUUUAUAGAACCUUGCGGUACCAUCGAUUUCUUCCCCAAUGGUGGAACCGAGCAACCAGGAUGCGCCAAAAUAAACGUCAUAGAUCUGGCCAGUUACUUGAACCCCUUGUCAUGUGAUCACGGCCGAUCCCACGAAUACUUGAUCGAAGCCAUCAACUCCACCAAAGCCUUCCCUGCCAAAAAAUGCAAAUCGUAUACCGAUUUCGUCUUGAACCUAAGUUGCGAAGAUGUCGUAGCUCAUAUGGGACAUUUAGAUGAAACAAAUGAGGGUACUUUCUUCCUGAAGACCGCAUCAGCUAAGCUCUUCUCGCUGCCGUUGAAAAAGCCUGAACCUGAAAACAAAGAUAAGUCCUCCACAACUGUGAGGAAUACGGUGAUAAAUUUGCAGGAGAAUGAUCGCGUUUAUCAAGUCGGCAAUGAUAUUGUCAUCGACGUCAAGGAUAGGAAAGAUACAAGACCUAGGGUGCAAGGAGCUCCGGGAGAUACUAUCAUUUACGUAGAUCGGGGAACUACUGAAAAAACUGUAGUUCAAGGAAAGUGAUAAAAAUCAUUGUAGAACGAAUUAAUUUUGUGAGAGAUUUAGGGGUGGUGGAAAAAAUAAGUUCCAAUAAAGUUUUAUUCAUAAAUUUA